Messenger RNA from Gryllus bimaculatus (two-spotted cricket), 546 nucleotides. The record is from the annotation of a GenBank genome assembly. NCBI's taxonomy places the organism in Eukaryota, Metazoa, Arthropoda, Insecta, Orthoptera, Gryllidae.
UGAAGAGGAAGCUGUCAGAAAGGUCGCAACCAGAGUGAUGGCAAGAAGCUGUAUUGGACGGAGUGUCUUUCAUCUAUUAACAACACGAUAAUUCAUCUGAAGGCAACGAAGUUCGUUAAUAGAGCCUCCGACAGGUGUUAAAAGCGAGCUCGCAAGCGCUAGAGGUCAGAGCCUGCAGCAUCCGACUGAAAAUGAACUGCCACGUCUCUGUCGCCCUUGCCAUCGUGCUGCUGUGCGCCGCAGGAGCGUCUGUAGCUCAAGAAAAUCCAUGCAGGUUACCCAGUGAAUCAGGAAGGUGUUUUGCUUACAUUCCUUCCUACUACUUUAACUCAGCAACCGGAAGUUGUGAGCAGUUCAUUUAUGGAGGGUGCGGAGGAAACGCUAACAGAUUUUCAACUGUAUCCGAUUGUGAAAAACGUUGUCUUCGCUCCUGAAGAGAUUAUCUGAAUAAUUUAUAUAACUCAGUGUACAUCUUGUCAUAUUUUUAAUCUUUAUGUAAUCUAGUUUCUAAUAAACAAACAAUUAUCAAAAACCUGUGUAAUUUUA